AUGGCAGUGAAUCAACAGCCCACCCCUCUUCGCCCAUCCAUCCGCUUCUCCCCCGCUCAUUCUAGAGACAACUCGCGAUCGACCUCCCCGGAACGGAUUCCUGGGUCGUUAUAUCCUAAAAUUGACCCUUUACUCAGCAACCUCUCUCCCGAAUCGACCCUACAUGCCCUUACUUCCACCGAAGCCGUACCGGCCAACGGAAAUUUCUCACACCUCCUAUCUCAAAGUAUCUCGCAAGUCUCGCCUGCCGAACGCGCCCUAGGUAUCCGUGCUGCCAUAGCGGCCCGGAACCUUAAUCUUUGGCAUAAGGAGGUGCAGGCGUGGCCAUGGCCGAAAGUCAAUGAGGCGGCGUCAGGAAAGGGCUUCAUCCCUCCAGUGACCGAUAGUGGUGUUACAUAUUAUGGCAGCUUGCCGGCCGAAGUGGUGGAGGAAUACGAGAAAAGAAUCGAAGAGAUCCGCGAUGGAAUGGAGAGCUUGGAUGUGGACGAAUUAAAGGAACACGUUCUCAAUGCCCACAUUCCAUCCCGCUCUCGCCCUUCCUCCUCGACCAGCACCGUAUCUGUGCCCCCUCCGCUCAGCUAUGUACAGCUCAGUGAUUUUACGGCCAUCGUGACUGCCACAAUCCUACGCGCCCUGCCCUAUUUGGCGCGAUUGAAUCACUUACUGACCAUCUGGGAAGUCCGCCUUUUGGUUCUGCGCCACAUUCCAGGUCUGCUGAGAGAUCUACGGUCAACUAGAUCCGCUUUAGUUACUUCCAGCAGCUCGAUUCAGUCAUCCAACACUUCCGAGGACGUUGAGGUCCGAUUUUCAAGCUCCUAUCUACGCGAUCAACAUGUCCAACUCGAGUCGGCGGUCAUUUCUGUGGGGAAACGGGUGGAUCGAGCUCUCGAUGCCUUGGAAGGUCGAAACGAUUCAUUGCCUGAACAAUGGAUUGAUGAUCUAGAAAGCAUUGAGUCAGAUUUCGCUGCAUGGGUGGUUGAAACGGAGCGAUACAAGCUCCGCACCGAAUGGCUUCGCGCGAAGGACCAGUCCAAGGUGACCGAAUUAUGCAAGGAAUUUAAGCCUUCGCCUGAACAGGUCUCUGAGAAGGAACGUGAGGUCGAGCCAGCCAUCGCUUCAAUGGAGCCUAUGAAGGAAGAAACUAGACCCGAAUCCCAAACUGCACACCCAACAACCUGUCUUGUUCAAGAGGAGCCUGCCCAAGAUUCCAUGCCAUGUAUAGACAACAGUCUAACGAUUAUGACCACUGGCCCCGAGGCUUCAUGCAGCCGUGUGCUCGAGCCAUGUACCCAUGAAGAGACCAACGAGAAGCCUGAAAGCCGACCAAAUAUUCUCGUUGCAGAAGACCUUGAAACCCCAACGCAGUUAACAUUUCUCCGAGGUCUGUCACUUGGAACCCCAGAGGCUCAGUCGCCUUCACGAAUUCCAUUGCCGGUGUCGCCUGAUGUGGAGAAUAAAGAAAAUAUUCCACCUCAAGGUUUCGUGCCUCAGCGUUCAUCUUCAGUCCGAGAAUCCGGAGCUAAGCCAGCUGUUCUUGGCGAACAUAAAGAAGAAGAUUUAUUCGCCCAGAAGCCCAUAUCUCAUGUGCCCGAGAGCGAGCAGCAGCUCAACGCUGCUGAGUGUUCUCCUGUAACCCCAAGACAAGAAGCUUCUCUAGGAGGUGAGGGCUUCCGAAAUGAGCCCACGCCGGAUUUCAAGCAACAAACCAAUGAACACCCGACAUCAUCCGGCAAGGUUGUGUCUAAUGAUGUGAAUAUUGUGACAAAGGCCUUGCCUGUAAAAAACACGACGCAAUCCGCAAUGGCUGAGGAAGAAACGCCAAUCUUGGAAACCCCAGCGGCCGCGACCGAACCUCCGAGAGAUGCGCAGGCCGCCGGCAGCUUUCCGCUCAAGGGAUCAUCAACUAAUUCCACACACCAGUACCCUGGAAAUAAAAAGUCAAAAAUUCCCAAGCCACAGCCUGCUCGAGCGACAUCACCACCGGCACCAAUCACAGAGCGCGUCCCAGAGAAAAAGGCGCCUUCCAAGAAGAAGCCACUACAGAGCCCCAUUAAGCUGUCAAAGGCCCGUCAAGGGGAUCCCAACCUCGACAAGGGCUCCCCAAAGCCUCGCUCUCGUCGGCCAUCGACGGGAUCUGUGGGUUCUUUCCUGUCAGACAGCUCUCUUGCCAGUCCUCGUCCAACCGAGCCGCACACCGGGUCAUCCAAUGGAGAGCUUCACCGAGAGUUUACAAAAUCCGUUUCACCUCAUGGUGACUAUAUGCUUCGGGCAGACCGUCUCCGCCGACUAGAAAAUUUGAAGAUGUCUGCCAAUACUGCCUUCCAACCAAGUCGCUCUGUGAGCCUGCCUCUCCAGCGGUUUAUCAACGAGAAGCUGGACUUGGAUUUGAGUACUGAAUCGGUGCCUGAGGUUCCCGAACGCUUCAAGGCAAAAGGUUCAGCCGUUUCUACUAUUCAUGAUGUUUCUUCUACGCCUACUCAGACUCCACGUGUGCUUAGGCGGCGUCCUACUCUCGUCCGUGGAAAGUCAGCAUCGGACUUGAAGGACAGUGACGCUUCAUCAAAUCAUCCAGACCGCAAUCUGCCUGCCUUCGGUGGAAACACUGCCCGGAGGGCUUUGCAGCACCAAGACCAACCCAAAUCGGCGCGUCUGCGCCAGCGGUUGACUGCCCACCCUAGCUUGGAGAGCCUCGGGGUAAAGAAGCAGGAACUUUCGUACGUUGAAGAGGACGAGUCAGAACUCAUGGAUAAUGGUUCUCGUCCAUCCUCUCCCAACAAGCUGUCUCAGAAGCCCAGAGACCAGCUUGAUGAAAAGAUUAAUUCCAUUCUCAGUACACUCCCUGGGCGUAUCCAUCUCGUUGACCCCAGCAAUGAGGGGGAUACUUCAUCAUCUUCCUCAUCCCUGGAUCGAAAGAUGCGAGAAAGAUACCUCUCCGAGUCACCACACGGUCCAACUUCUCGGAGCUUCACUCCUGCUCCUUCUCUGGCGCUUAUGCCUGCUGCCCGAAGGCGCUUGUCACAUGCGCAUAAGACUGAAGACAGCUAUGUCAAGCUUUACCAUUUGCACCAUGGCGGCCAAACCGCACCUACCAAGCUGUUCGUUCGUACCGUCGGCGAAGAUGGCCAACGAGUGAUGGUCCGAGUUGGUGGUGGCUGGGCAGAUCUUGGCGAAUAUCUCCGCGAAUACGUUGUCCACCAUGGCCGUCGUAAGGUCUCCGAAACUCCGCGAGUAGAAGUGCAAGGCCUGGCAACUCGCUCAUCUCCUGGCUACUCCUCCCCUGCCAAUCUUCUUCAUCCUACUGUCCCCUCCUACAACUCUGGUCGUGCCACUCCAUCUCGACCCGCCUCCGUUCUCAGUGCCCGUCCACCAUCCUCUCUUACCGUCCGCAAAUCGCGACGCGACUCUACUGCAUCAGAGGCUGUUGCUCUUAGGUCCGUUACGACUGGAAACCUUAGCUCCUUCACCUCUCCCCCUUCCGCAGGAGCUCCAGGCCGUCGUCUUUCAAUGUCUUCCAGCUACUCGUUCGGAGAUUUUCAUUCCCCUGCUCAAAUCCCCUUGCCAUCCCAUGACAACUCCACACCUCUCGGUCUUGCUGGUCCUAAGCCUCGUUCCCGUCAAAUCUCAAUGAGUCCUGAGGGCGAAGCCUGGGUAGAAAAUGUCCUCCAAAAAACCCGCCGAUCAAACUCUUUCAACCCUCUUCCCUUUGAUUCAAACCACUCCCCUGAAAACGACGAAGUCGACAACUAUGAUCUUCCUCACCAUGACCACACUGGUCGUUCUUUGCCCAAAGUACGAAGCAUCGGCGAUAUCAGUAUAAAUGGCACGGGCAGACGAGUCGUGCUACAGGGCCUGGGCAAUCACAGAUAA
Messenger RNA from Penicillium longicatenatum, 3867 nucleotides. RefSeq names its product GAS2 domain protein. Lineage: Eukaryota; Fungi; Ascomycota; Eurotiomycetes; Eurotiales; Aspergillaceae. The coding region runs from base 1 to 3867 and encodes 1288 amino acids. Gene Ontology annotation, molecular function: microtubule binding. The transcript has a single exon. The record is from RefSeq and is a predicted model, not a curated record.